This is a messenger RNA of Closterium sp. NIES-65, 1245 nucleotides long. Lineage: Eukaryota; Viridiplantae; Streptophyta; Zygnematophyceae; Desmidiales; Closteriaceae. The record is from the annotation of a GenBank genome assembly.
AUGCCGGAAGACGUUUAUCGAAGCGGUGCGUUUCUACUUCCGUGUUUUAAUCCACUGGCACAGAUUUACAAGUGGGAAAGCACUGAUCCACGGUGCGGAGGAGAAUCUCAGCCCAUAGGCACCAACGACCCCGCGGGGCACGGACAGGGUGACGCGGAACCCGUAGCGCUAGGUGAGCCGGUGGAGGCGCUAGGCGAGCCGGUGGACGCGCUAAUGGAAGCGGAGACGCAGAUCUAUACCGGCUCCCCGGACCUCGGGACAGAAACUCCAGCGACGGAGGAGGACCUGAGCUCCCUUCGGCCUGCCAAUGACAAAACUGCGUCGAAGUUCCGCGGCGGACUAAUCGCGCCACACCAGAACGAUCCUCAUCAGAGCCGUCCCACGAACCGCCUUACUGGUGUUGCAUCGGGGCGCGUAAACCCUGAUGUGGUGGGCGAAGAGCAAAAUCCGGGAUGCACGAGGGUCGAAGGCCAGUAUCGCCCUGUCGAUAAGUCACCAAUUCCGGUUGCGAUGCGCGCUACCGAUGAGGACAUCGGUAAGAUAAAGGGCGUCGAUGUUUUGGGGCCAACAUCACCCCUCUCUGCCUCAUUGCCGGUGCUCACAGGUCCAAAUCGCAAACAUGGCCGGACCCAGCAGCAAGACCCCGUGACCGGGGACACGCUUGGAGUCAGGGGAGGGAUGCUAUCCGGCACACGGGACGAACAAGCGGUGCAGAAAGGGGGGGCAGCGUCGUUGGACGGUCAUCGCCAUGGGGACGUCAUAGACCGCAAUGCAAGCAAGCCCAAGGAUGAGGACAACGGGCAGGCCGCGCCAGGAGUAACGCCGCGGACAGCGUCACUGGGCCAUGAUGGGCGACUGCAUUCAAGUGCCAUGGCAAGACCUGAAGGUACACACCAGACGGCUAGCGUGCCUCUGCUUGCAGCUGCAUUGCCCAAUGUACCUCGUGCCGCGCGGGCUGCCGCCAGACUGCCAAACUUUGUAACGGCAAUCUCGUUCAUCGAUGUGGUAGAGCGGCUGCUGCCCAUUCCCUCUACUAUCCGCCUACCCACGGAAGGUGCUAACGAUGCGAAGGAGGCAGCCAACAUGGGAUUACCAAUCAGAGCCCAGGCUCGUGUGGAUGCACUAGCUCGAGCUGUGGCCAGGCUGCCGACUUUCGACACCGCCAUCACGUUCAUCGAUGUUGUUGAGCGACUGAUGCCAUCGCCUAGUGCAAAGCGCCCACGCACAGACAUUGAUGCGCCGUAG